This is a messenger RNA of Homarus americanus (American lobster), 2184 nucleotides long. RefSeq names its product corticotropin-releasing factor-binding protein-like. The coding region runs from base 133 to 1059 and encodes 308 amino acids. The transcript has 8 exons. The record is from RefSeq and is a predicted model, not a curated record. Gene Ontology annotation, biological process: negative regulation of corticotropin secretion; hormone-mediated signaling pathway; negative regulation of corticotropin-releasing hormone receptor activity. Gene Ontology annotation, molecular function: corticotropin-releasing hormone binding. NCBI's taxonomy places the organism in Eukaryota, Metazoa, Arthropoda, Malacostraca, Decapoda, Nephropidae.
GUCGCGUGUCGCUCGAUCAGCAGGUAGCUCGGGCUCGUGAGUCAGUGGGCAGCCAGGUAACAACUCGACCAAUUACAGGUCGAGAACUAAACAUAAAAGUCGAAUAUUACUGAAGCAGGUCGACCCGACAGCAUGUUCCUAGCGCUCCUGGUGGCUGCCGGCCUCUUGUGCUGUGCCCAAACUUCGCCUGUUACUAAGCCUGGCAGCCAGAAGGUGGACCUCACUCCUAACAUCCGAGCUAAAAGGAACUCCAGGAUCAUCGAAGAGUGUAUGUUGGUGGGCCUGGAGGAAGGUACCUACUACUACAAGAGCCGAGGUACGGGGGACGUGUGCGGGGUGUACCUGCUGAGCCAACCAGACCAGGCCGUCCACGUCUCCUUCGACUACCUUGAUGUUGACUGUGACACCCAAGGCCUCGUCAGCUUCGUGGACGGGUGGGAGCUGGGAGGCGAGCUCUUCCCCAGUGAGAUAGACGCCCCCCUAGAGGGUCGAGUCCAUGAACUAUGUGGUAGGAUCAAGAAGAAGGCAUUCACCACCUCUGGCAACGCUGCCCUAAUCCAGUAUCGCGUCCCCUCCCGAGGUGAUGGCUUCAGGAUCACCGUCAGAUACAUCAAGAACCCCACACCGUGCAACAUCCUGGUGGACGACGUCUCAGGCGUGUACACCUUGAGGAACCACGGCCAACGCACCAACUGCUCCAUAACCACCAUCUUCCCCGCCACCGUCACCAUCGUGCAACUGGCUGUGGGCGUCAACGGAGCCGCUGUACCUAACAGGGCUGUAGAGACUGGCGUUCUUAGCAGGUGUGAGAAGCGAGGCUCCCGUGACUAUGUGCAGAUAGGCGGGGGACAAGGGCUGGACGUGACCAAGCUGGAGGUGGAGGAUUCUGUGUGUGGCAUGGACUCCAACCCCCGUAUGCCAGCGUCCCACAUCCUGUGCGGGAUGACCACCGUCCGCAUGGUGUCUUCUGGCCUCACCGACAACUCCAUCACCCUCGCCAUCUCCCAGAUUACUGAUUUGGAAGUGAUGCCCACGCUCAUGUGUGAACUGUCUCUGUGAGCAGGCAGCCCGGACCUUCCCUCCAGAGGCCCUCCUGAAGAAGACGCAACCACACCUACGGUCCCUCCCUCGGCCCUCACUCCACCUCCCUCCUCGGGCGACCUCCAGGACCCUGCAGCCCCGCCACAAGACUCAGGCAGCGCCCCGCCACGGCACAUCCUCGGAGCCGCUACCACCACUACCACCACCACCACCCUGGCUGCAGCUUACUGACCAACGCCAACACCACCACCAUCUCUUUUCAUAUAUCAGUAACUCCCUGCACACGUUUUUUUCCUAAUUUUUCUAGGUUUUCAGCAUGGCAGAUGACUAGGGCGUCUGGAGAUCCAUGUUCAGGAUUUCUCUGCCAAGCAAGGCGCCUGAUUGAUCUGUUGCAAACGUCAACAAACAGUUAACGGACCACCACAGUAGCAGUUGUUUUGUGGUUAUCUGCCGUUAACAGGCCGCAAUAUGACAUGUUAUUGCAUCUGUCUACCGCAGUGUAUGUUCAUGUAUAUAACUGGGUGAAGAUAAUUAGUAAACAUGAUAUUUUCUGACAAUGUAUCAAUCACCAGGGUGGCAGGCCAGGCCAGGGUGCAGUAACUUCAACAUGACUUAAACUGUAUAUAAAAUUACUACUUAAAACUCAAAGAUGUUUUCAUUAUCGCACAAACUAAGAAGCGAAUUUUAUUAAUCCUGGGCAGUAUAAACAAACACUUCAGAAGAAAGACGUAAAAAGGAAAGAAAAGGCCGAUGGAUGGUAAUUUUUCAACACUUUAGGUAAGUCUAUGCAGGAAGUACAGUUUUCUUUGGUAACUCUCACAGGAUAAACUGCAAAAUAAUCUCAUUGUCAGGGAACUUAUGUAUCAUUCUUAAUAAACAUGUUAGUAUACAAGGAAGAAAAUGAACACGAGAGGAAGUAAUCUGUUAUGGGUUAAUAAAUAAUUAUCUCCAGUGUGAUGCUUUAAGUGUGUCUUCUGUACGACACACUAACACGAGAGACUCAUCAUAACCUAACCUCCAAAAAUGGAAUUCAGAUGGAUUAUAUUUAUGUGGUCGAGUUAUUGUUUACAAUAAUAAUUAUGGCGAGAGAAUUAUAAAAAAAUAACAAUGUAAGUGGAUUUACAAUUAAAAUUUAUGUUUCAA